AAGUUGCAUCUAAUUCGUCUUGCUUUACACUGGUCCUCCUCCCAUCGUGCCAAGCGAAGCUAGUCGAGCAUCACCGCCCUUCUACCUUCUUUUUAUCCUUUCUGUCUUUCCCCGUUUCAGUAAAUUUUAACCCCUUCCGAAUACCACCAAAUGCCAAGAGCGUCUUUUUUCCGUUUCCCACAUUUUCCCUUCGAUCGCAAAGCCCUUUAUGUUUUAUUUUUUUGUUUUUGCUAGCCGCCAGUGUAACGCGACUACCAAAAAAAAAAAAAUCCAGUGUCGCUUAUGUUGACGCCAUACGUGUCACCAAUUUGAUCCUCCUUCGCCUUUUACGUGUUUUUUAAAAUCGGCAAAUGUCCUCCUCGUUCUGUUACUACCCUCGGUAGCAUUUUAGAAGCAUCAGUCGGGUGGACAACGAGAUCCCAUGCUACUUUGCGCACCGCGCAUCUACUCACCUUUGCAGGACAACCUUCCACCUCCUACUCUCCUUCCUCAGAAAUCAUCAGUGGCCUUAAACUAAAUCAUCCGUCCUCCCCUUCAGCCACCCUUGGAAGCGUCCGUCCUCAUUCUCCUGUCUGUUCCUCACCAUCUCGCCCAGCUGUGGCCCUCACAGGGCGCGACCGCUGGCACUCACCUGGAAGGUCCUUGGCCUCAGGACGACUGCCAGCACCAACACCUUUCCUACAUGAGGGACAAGGCCACACAGACCCCCAGGGCCUGGGCAGAUGAGAGGAGGCGUGGUUCUCACAAGCGUUCGGCCUCCUGCGGGAGCACCGAUCAGCUCAAGGAGAUCGCCAAGCUGCGUCAGCAACUCCAGCGCAGCAAGCGGAGCAGCCGUCAUCGGAGGGACAAAGAGCGCAAAUCACCUUUCAAUGGCAGCCAUACCAUCAUGCAGUCGCAGGGGCCCAUGCCCAAGACCAUUUUGAUCCCCAUCCCCAUAGCCAAGUCCUCCGCUCCUCGUUUCCGCAACAGUGUGGAGGGUCUCAACCAGGAGAUUGAGCGCAUCAUCAUUCGAGACACCCCCGAGAAGGAUGAGGCCAUCGCUCCACAGGACGUUCCGGACGGGCACCGCGCGCCACCUCCCGUCCCACCGCGGCGCAGCAGCAGUACUCGCAGCAUCGACACGCAGACCCCCUCGGGGGGCGGCCUGAGCGGGAGCCACAGCAACAGCAGCAGCCGCCCCGACUCCAUCUCACCAUCCUACCUCAGCGUCCUCAACGACGCGGUUGGCGGUCGGGGCAGCCCCUAUGAGGACAAAGAGCUGGGCCCCUGCUCACCGCUGCCAAAAUAUGCCGCCUCUCCGCGGCCCAACAACAGUUACACGUUCAAGAGAGAACCUCCAGAGGGUUGUGAGAAAGUCAGAGUGUCCGAGGAGUCUCUCCCCAAAAGCCUACAGCAGGUCCCGCCGUUUCUCUGUCCCGACCGCAACAAGGUCAACUUCAUCCCCAACAGCGGCUCCGCCUUCUGCCUCGUCAGCAUCCUCAAGCCCCUGCUUCCGGCGCCGGACCUUAACUUCCGCUCCGGAGUGGGCCUGCGCAGUCUGUCCCCGUCGCUGGUACCUCUGUCCACCCAGCCCUGCCUCCUGGAGGAGCCCGAGAGCUUCUAACGAGCACCUUCAAGCUCGGCAAAGAAGAAAAUCAAAAAGGCCUUCAGCAUGCUAGCUCUCUGAUGUCUUUGGUCAAAUGACGCUUCCCACUGCCUCGCCUCCUCCUCCUCCUCCGUGAAACCGAUCUCAUUGCUGUCUUAUUGUUUUGAAAGGAAAAGGGCAUAACGAUUUUUUCACCGUAUGAUACCAUGACGCCUUUCCACAGACAUAUCUUUUUUUGUAUCUCUACUUCUUUCUAUAUAAUGCCUUCCACGACAAAAGACCAUGGUGCUGCCAGAUUGUAGCCAAACUUGAAGGGUUAAAAGUUAAAAAAAAUAAAAUAAAAAAUGUGCCUGACA
Messenger RNA from Syngnathus typhle (broad-nosed pipefish), 1941 nucleotides. It is a transcript of the gene fam117ba, whose product is annotated as family with sequence similarity 117 member Ba. The record is from RefSeq and is a predicted model, not a curated record. Bases 683 to 1603 code for a protein of 306 amino acids. NCBI's taxonomy places the organism in Eukaryota, Metazoa, Chordata, Actinopteri, Syngnathiformes, Syngnathidae. The transcript has 8 exons.